AGACAUGAAGCUUGCAGCAGGCUGAGGAGGAGGAAGAAGGGGCAGUGGAGCAGAGGAGGUGGCUCCUGCCUCGUGAGGGCUCUGAGGGUCCCUGCGUGGAGAGGGUCGGGGAUCUGGGCUUGCAGCAGGGGCUCUGGAAUGCAGCCCCCUUCGCUGCUGCUGCUGCUGCUGCUGCAUUUCUCAGUUGCCACGACCAGAGGGCUGCCGUGCGGGAGUCUCCCCGAACCCUGUGCCAACGGAGGCACCUGCCUGAGCCUGUCUCAGGGGCAAGGGGCCUGCCAGUGUGUCCCUGGCUUCCUGGGUGAGACGUGCCAGUUUCCUGACCCCUGCCAGGACGCCCAGCUCUGCCAGAAUGGGGGCAGCUGCCAAGCCCUGCCUCCUGCCCCGCUGGGGUCCCCCGGCCCUCCCUCCCACUUGGCCCCCAGCUUCUUAUGCACCUGCCCCCCUGGCUUCACUGGUGAGAGAUGCCAGGACCGGCUCAAAGACCCCUGUCCUCCCUCCUUCUGCUCCAAAAGGGGCCGCUGCCACAUCCAGGCCUCAGGCCGCCCACAGUGCUCCUGCUUGUCUGGAUGGACAGGCGAGCAAUGCCAGCUCCGAGACUUCUGCCCAGCCAGCCCCUGUGUCAACGGAGGGGUGUGUCUGGCCACAUACCCCCAGAUCCAGUGCCGCUGCCCACCUGGCUUCGAGGGUCAUGCCUGUGAACACGAUGUCAACGAGUGCUUCCUGGACCCAGGACCCUGCCCCAAAGGCACCUCCUGCCAUAACACCCUGGGCUCCUUCCGGUGUCUCUGCCCUGCGGGGCGGGAGGGCCCACACUGUGAGCUCCGGGCGGGACCCUGCCCUGCCAGGGGCUGUCCUAACGGGGGCACCUGCCAGCCGGUGCCAGGAGGAGACUCCACCUUUCACCUCUGCCUCUGCCCCCCAGGUUUCACAGGCCCCGACUGUGAGGUGAAUCCAGAUGACUGUGUCAGCCACCAAUGUCAGAAUGGGGGCACUUGCCAGGAUGGGCUGGGGACCUACACCUGCCUCUGCCCAGAGGCCUGGACCGGCUGGGAUUGCUCCAGAGAUGUGGACGAAUGUGAGGCCCAGGGUCCCCCUCGCUGCAGAAACGGGGGCACCUGCCAGAACUCAGCUGGUGGCUUUCACUGCGUGUGUGUGAGUGGCUGGGGAGGCACAGGCUGCGAGGAGAACCUGGACGACUGCAUUGCCGCCACCUGUGCCCCGGGAUCCACCUGCAUUGACCGUGUGGGCUCCUUCUCCUGCCUCUGCCCACCUGGACGCACAGGCCUCCUGUGCCACCUGGAAGACGUGUGUCUGAGCCACCCCUGCCACGAGGAAGCCCAGUGCAGCACCAACCCCCUGACUGGCUCCACGCUCUGCCUGUGUCAGCCUGGCUACUCAGGGCCCACCUGCCACCAGGACCUGGACGAGUGUCAGAUGGCCCAGCAAGGCCCCAGUCCCUGUGAACAUGGCGGCUCCUGCCUCAACACCCCUGGAUCCUUCAACUGCCUCUGUCCACCUGGCUACACGGGUUCCCGUUGUGAGGCUGACCACAAUGAGUGCCUGUCCCAGCCCUGCCACCCGGGCAGCACCUGCCUAGACCUCCUUGCCACCUUCCACUGCCUCUGCCCACCAGGCUUAGAAGGGCAGCUCUGCGAGGUGGAGACCAACGAGUGUGCCUCAGCCCCGUGCCUGAACCACGCGGACUGUCAGGACCUGCUCAAUGGCUUCCUGUGCGUCUGCCUGCCUGGAUUCACUGGGACCCAAUGUGAGGAGGACAUCAACGAGUGCAAGAGCUCUCCCUGCGCCAAUGGUGGGCAGUGCCGGGACCAGCCUGGAGCCUUCCACUGCGAGUGUCUUCCAGGCUUUGAAGGGCCACGCUGUCAGACAGAGGUGGACAAAUGUCUGAGUGGCCCAUGCCCCGUUGGAGCUAGCUGCCUUGAUCUCCCAGGAGCCUUCUUUUGCCUCUGCCCCUCUGGCUUCACAGGCCCGCUGUGUGAGGUUCCCCUGUGUGCCCCACACCUGUGCCAGCCCAAGCAGGCAUGCCAGGGUCAGAAAGACAAGGCCCACUGCCUCUGCCCUGACGGAAGCCCCGGCUGCUCCCCCGCUGAGGACAACUGCACCUGCCACCACGGACACUGCCAGAGGUCGUCGUGUGUGUGUGAUGUGGGUUGGACGGGGCCCGAGUGUGAGGCAGAACUGGGGGGCUGCAUCUCCACACCCUGUGCCCAUGGGGGGACCUGCUCCCCCCAGCCCUCUGGCUACAACUGUACCUGCCCCACAGGCUACACAGGGCCCACCUGUAGCGAGGAGGUGACAGCGUGUCACUCAGGGCCGUGUCUCAAUGGUGGCUCCUGCAGCCCCCGCCCUGGGGGCUACCACUGCACCUGCCCUCCAAGCCACACCGGGCCCCGCUGCCAAAGCAGCGCUGACCACUGUGCGUCUGCCCCCUGCCUCAAUGGGGGGACCUGUGUGAACAGGCCUGGCUCCUCCUCCUGCCUCUGUGCUUCUGGCUUCCAGGGCCCACGCUGUGAGGGAAGGAUCCGCCCCGGCUGUGCAGACAGCCCCUGUAGGAACGGGGCGACCUGCCAAGAGAGCCCUCAGGGUCCCCACUGCCUCUGCCCCCCUGGCUACACAGGAGGCAGCUGCCAGACUCUGCUGGACUUAUGUGCCCAGAAGCCCUGUCCACACACUGCCCACUGCCUCCAGACGGGGCCCUCCUUCCAGUGCCUGUGCCUCCAGGGAUGGACCGGGCCUCUCUGCAGCCUUCCACUGUCCUCCUGCCAGAAGGCUGCGCUGAGCCAAGGCGUAGAGGUCUCUGCCCUUUGCCAGAAUGGAGGCCUCUGCGUUGACAGUGGCCCCUCCUAUUUCUGCCGCUGCCCUCCUGGGUUCCAAGGCAGCUCGUGCCAGGAUAUCGUGAACCCAUGUGAGUCCAGGCCUUGCCAGCACGGGGCCACCUGUGUGGCCCAGCCCGAUGGGUAUCUCUGCCAGUGUGCCCCAGGCUACAGUGGACAGAACUGCUCUAAGGAACCCGAUGCUUGUCAGUCCCAACCCUGUCACAACCAUGGAACCUGUACCCCCAAACCUGGAGGCUUCCAUUGUGCCUGCCCACCAGGCUUUGUGGGGCUACGCUGUGAGGGGGACGUGGAUGAGUGUCUGGACCAGCCCUGUCACCCCACAGGCACUGCAGCCUGCCACUCUCUGGCCAAUGCCUUCUACUGCCAGUGUCUGCCUGGACACACAGGCCAGUGGUGUGAGGUGGAGAUAGAUCCCUGUCAGAGCCAGCCCUGCUUUCAUGGAGGGUCCUGUGAGGCCAUAGAAGGACCACCCCCAGGUUUCACCUGCCACUGCCCCAAGGGUUUUGAAGGCCCCACCUGCAGCCACAGAGCCCCUUCCUGUGGCCUCCAUCACUGCCACCAUGGAGGCCUGUGUCUGCCCUCCCCUAAGCCAGGCUUCCCACCACGCUGUGCCUGCCUCAGUGGCUACGGGGGCCCUGACUGCCUGACCCCACCAGCUCCUCAAGGCUGUGGCCCUCCAUCUCCAUGUCUACACAAUGGCAGCUGCUCAGAGACGCCUGGGUUGACAGGCCCAGGUUUUCGAUGUUCCUGCCCUCCCAACUCUCCAGGGCCCCGGUGUCAGAGGCCCGGAGAAAAGGGGUGUGAGGGCAGAGGUGGAGAUGGGGCCUGCGACGAUGGCUGCAGUGGCCCAGGAGGAAACUGGGAUGGAGGAGACUGCUCUCUGGGGGUCCCUGACCCCUGGAAGGGCUGUCCUUCCCACUCUCGGUGCUGGCUUCUCUUCCGGGAUGGGCAGUGCCACCCACAGUGUGACUCUGAAGAGUGUCUGUUUGAUGGCUACGACUGUGAGACCCCUUCGGCCUGCAUUCCAGCCUAUGAUCAGUACUGCCGCGAUCACUUCCACAACGGGCACUGCGAGAAAGGCUGCAACACCGCAGAAUGUGGCUGGGAUGGCGGCGACUGCAGGCCUGAAGAUGGGGAUUCAGAGUGGGGGCCCUCCCUGGCCCUGCUGGUGGUGCUGAGCCCCCCGGCCCUGGACCAGCAGCUGCUUGCCCUGGCCCGGGUGCUGUCCCUGACUCUGAGGGUGGGGCUCUGGGUGAGGAAGGACAGUGAAGGCAGGGACAUGGUAUACCCCUAUCCUGGGGCCCGGGCCGAAGAGGAGCUAGGAGGAACUCGGGACUCCUCUCAUCAGGAGAGAGCAGCCUCUGAAACACAGCCCCUGGGCAAGGAGACGGACUCCCUCAAUGCUGGGUUUGUAGUGGUGAUGGGUGUGGAUUUGUCCCACUGUGGCCCUGACCACCCAGCAUCCCACUGUCCCUGGGACCCUGGUCUCCUACUCCGCUUCCUUGCUGCAAUGGCUGCAGUGGGGGCCCUGGAGCCCCUAUUACCUGGACCCCUGCUGGCUGCCCACCCUCAUACAGGCACUGCACCCCCUGCCAACCAGCUUCCCUGGCCUGUGCUGGGCUCCCCAGUGGCCGGGGUGAUUCUCCUGGCCCUCGGGGCUCUUCUCGUCCUCCAGCUCGUCAGGCGCCGACGCCGAGAGCAUGGGGCCCUGUGGCUGCCACCUGGUUUCACUCGAAGGCCUCGGACUCAGCCAGCUCCCCGGCGACGCCGGCCUCCCCUGGGCGAGGAUAGCAUCGGCCUCAAGACGCUGAAACCAGAGGCAGAAGUUGAUGAGGAUGGAGUUGUGAUGUGCUCAGGCCCUGAGGAGGGAGAAGAGGUGGGCCAGGCUGAAGAAACAGCCUCCCCCUCCAAGUGCCAGCUCUGGCCUCCGAGCGGUGGCUGUGGGGAGCUCGCUCAGGCAGCCAUGCUGACUCCUCCCCAGGAAUCCGAGAUGGAGGCCCCUGACCUGGACACUCGCAGACUUGAUGGAGUAACACCACUCAUGUCAGCAGUUUGCUGUGGGGGAGUAGAGUCCAGGACCUUCCAGGGGGCAUGGUUGGGAAGUCCUGAGCCCUGGGAACCUCUGCUGGAUGAAGGGGCCUGUCCCCAGGCUCACACCGUGGGCACUGGGGAGACCCCACUACACCUGGCUGCACGAUUCUCCCGGCCAACCGCUGCGCGCCGCCUCCUUGAGGCUGGAGCCAACCCCAACCAGCCAGACCGGGCAGGACGCACCCCACUUCACGCGGCUGUGGCUGCUGAUGCUCGGGAGGUCUGCCAGCUCUUACUCCGCAGCAGACAAACUGCAGUUGAUGCACGCACAGAGGACGGGACUACACCCUUGAUGCUGGCCGCUAGACUGGCGGUGGAGGACCUGGUGGAAGAACUGAUUGCAGCCCGAGCAGACGUGGGGGCCAGAGAUAAAUGGGGAAAAACCGCGCUGCACUGGGCCGCUGCCGUGAACAACGCCCGAGCCGCUCGAUCCCUUCUCCAGGCUGGAUCCGAUAAAGACGCCCAGGACAGCAGGGAGCAGACGCCGCUGUUCCUGGCGGCCCGGGAAGGAGCGGUGGAGGUAGCUCAGCUGCUGCUGGGGCUGGGGGCGGCCCGAGAGCUGCGGGACCAGGCUGGACUAGCGCCCGGGGACAUCGCCCGCCUGCGGAACCACUGGGACCUGCUGGCGCUGUUGGAAGGGGCGGGGCCCCCGCAGGCCCGUCACAAAGCCACGCCGGGCCCCAAGGCCGGAGCUGGGCGGCGCGCACGGACCGCGUCAGGAAGCGCGCCCCCGCACGGGGGCGGGGCUGUGCCGCGCUGCCGGACGCUGUCAGCCGGAGCCGCCCCGCGUGGGGGCGGAGCUUGUCUGCGAACUCGGGCCGGGUCCGUAGACUGGGCCACGCGCGGGGGCGCGGCCUAUUCGCAUUGCCGGAGCCUAUCGGGAGGAGCCGCUGGAGGAGGCCCGCCCCUUCGCGGCCGUAGGUUUUCUGCGGGCAUGCGCGGGCCUCGACCCAGCCCUACAAGAGUGCGAGGAAGAUCCGGAGUUGCCGCCGGGCGGGGGGGCAGGGCCUCAGCGGAUGACUGGCCCUGUGAUUGGGUGGCCCUGGGAGCCUGCGGCCCCACCUCCAACAUUCCGAUCCCGCCUCCUUGCCUUACUCCGUCCCCGGAGCGGGGAUCUCCUCAAGUUGCUUGGGGUCCCCCAGUCUACCAAGAAAUGUCUUUAAACUUAGAAGGGGAGGGUCAAAGAUAGAAGGCUACAUGGCGGGGACGAAUUCUAAAAUGAUUACCUUUAAAUAACAGGUAUUCUGGAAAGCCCUCCAGCUUUUAAGAUGGAGCCCCAAAAGUGAGGUGUCAUGAGUUUAGUCUCCCCUGUAAAAUGAGUGUAUGCCCAGCAAAGCAGGCAUCAUCUUCCACAUGGAGAAGCUGCAGCUCUGGAAAGAGAGUUUAGGAUGCUGGGAUGGGGCAGACCCAGUCCCUCUCUCAGAAAAUAAGGGUAAGAGGUUACAGGAGGACAGAGUGGAGUAGCAGAAGUACCCCUAAACUGGAACCAAGAACUGUAGGCAGAUAGGACGUAAGACGUUUUUUCCUGAAUAUAGUUCCCAAAGGGAGCCUCCAUCAUUUAUUGCCCACAAACGGCUGACAAAUAUUUAUUGAGCACCUAACUAUGUGCCAGGCACUGUGUAGAUGCUGGAAUGUGGCCAAGCUCCCACUAGCCCCCCACCCCCGCUGAUGACUCCUUGCAUUCCCUCAGACCCCCCAACAAAGAAACUCCACUGCAGGGAUGAAGUGCCACUGUUCUAGCCACUACUAUGUCUCUUUAAGAACCCUAAAUCUGCCACCCAUAAUAAAGCUGAUUUGAAGUGUUA
This is a messenger RNA of Lemur catta (Ring-tailed lemur), 6754 nucleotides long. It is a transcript of the gene NOTCH4, whose product is annotated as notch receptor 4. The record is from RefSeq and is a predicted model, not a curated record. Gene Ontology annotation, cellular component: plasma membrane; protein-containing complex. Gene Ontology annotation, molecular function: protein binding; calcium ion binding; signaling receptor activity. Gene Ontology annotation, biological process: cell differentiation; regulation of DNA-templated transcription; establishment or maintenance of epithelial cell apical/basal polarity. The coding region runs from base 139 to 6138 and encodes 1999 amino acids. NCBI's taxonomy places the organism in Eukaryota, Metazoa, Chordata, Mammalia, Primates, Lemuridae. The transcript is spliced from 30 exons.